AUGGCCGUAUUAAUAGAAACAACAUUGGGUGAUUUAGUUAUUGACUUAUUUAUUAAAGAAAGACCAAAUACUUGCAAAAACUUUUUGAAGCUUUGCAAAACAAAAUAUUACAAUCUUUGCCAAUUCUUUACAAUAGAGACAAAUUAUAUUGCUCAAACUGGAGAUCCAACAAAUACUGGAAGAGGAGGAGAGUCGAUUUUUGGUACUUUAUUCGGCGAACAGGCAAACUAUUUCGAAAUGGAGAAAGUACCAAAAUUAAAACAUACUCGUCGUGGACUUGUCUCAAUGAUUAAUAAUGGGGAAGGACUUAUUGGAUCUCAAUUCUUUAUUACUUUGGCUGAUGAAUUGGAUUUUCUUGAUGGAAAACAUUGCAUUUUUGGGCAAGUGGCGGAAGGUUUAGAAACGUUGUCGAAAUUGAAUGAAGAACUUGUUAAUGAAACAAAUAGGCCUUAUAGAGAUAUUCGAAUUGCUCAUACAAUUAUUUUGGAUGAUCCUUUUGAAGACCCCCCUCGUUUAAAAAUACCAAGACGUUCGCCUUCACCUACAAUUGAUAUUUUAAAGCUCGAAAAUCAAUUGGCACUGGAUGAGCGUAUUGAUGAAAAUGAGGGUAAAACAGCUGAAGAAAUUAAAAAGGAACUUGAACAGAAAGAAAUGAAAGAACAUGCACAAAUUUUGGAAAUGGUUGGUGAUUUACAUUAUGCUGAAGAACGUCCUCCAGAUAAUGUUCUUUUUGUUUGUAAAUUGAAUCCAGCAACGAAUGAUGAGGAUUUGGAAAUUAUUUUUUCUCGUUUUGGCACAAUUCUUAACUGUGAAGUUAUUCGAAAUAGAAGAACUAAAGAUUCCUUACAAUAUGCAUUUAUUGAAUUCGAAACACCAGAACAGUGUGAAAAAGCUUUUAUGAAAAUGGAUAAUGUUUUGAUUGAUGACAGAAGAAUUCAUGUUGAUUUUAGCCAGUCUGUGGCAAAAAAUUAUCAAUGGGAUAGGAAACUUAAAAGUGGUUAG
Meloidogyne enterolobii is the source of this 1002-nucleotide messenger RNA. The record is from the annotation of a GenBank genome assembly. NCBI's taxonomy places the organism in Eukaryota, Metazoa, Nematoda, Chromadorea, Rhabditida, Meloidogynidae.